AUGAAGCGGCCGGAGCCUUCCACGGAUCUAUCCUUUACCGGAGAGCCCAUCUCAGUGGAGGAAGCUGUGACGAAAUGGCCCAUUCGCUACAGAUCUUCAAAGGCUAAAACAUCUGUAACAGUGGGAAGUACUUUUUAUGACGGUGGCAGUGACGAGACUCUGGAGGCUAAACGUCAUUACAGCCAAGCUCUUGUAGAUGGAACUCUUUUCAAUCUUGGUGACGAUGUCUACGUUAAAGCUGAAGAGGGGAACCCGAAUUAUAUUGCAAAGAUUGUUGAAUUUUUUGAAGCGGUUGAUGGUGAGCCGUAUUUUAGAGCUCGCUGGUUCUAUAGACCUGAAGAUACGGUAAUCAAAACCCUUGCAACUAAGGUUCAAGAAAAGAGGGUGUUUCUUUCCAAUGUUGAAGAUGAUAAUCCCCUCAAUUGCAUUGUUUCUCGAGUAAACAUUGUGAAAGUUCCACCCAAGAUUGUUUCCGGAGCUGAGGAGAGAGAUAUACCGCCUUGUGAUUUUUAUUACGAUAUGAAAUAUGAGCUAGCUCACCUGACCUUUUCAACCGCAGCCGAUGAUGGUGAUGCAUCAUCAACAAUUUCAAGUGAAUCUGAUUCCAAUUGCAUUCAGAUUCCCCAGAAGAAGGAAAAAUUCUUGCUUGAUCUAUAUAGUGGGUGUGGAGCAAUGUCAACUGGGUUGUGUAUGGGGGCUUCCCUAUCAGGCAUAAAACUGAUUACGAAAUGGGCAGUAGAUAUCAACAGCUUCGCUUGUGAUAGUUUGAGACUGAAUCAUCCUGAAACUGAGGUGAGAAAUGAGGCUGCGGAAGACUUUCUAAUAUUGCUCAUAGAAUGGAGAAAGUUAUGCCAAAAGUUUGGACUUAUUUCCAGUACGGAAGUAAUAGAAUCAGAUGAUGUAAUUCAGAUGUUAAAAUGCAAAGAUAAGUUAAAGGAGUUUGUGACAACCGGGUUUAACACUAACCGAUUUCCCCUUCCUGGUGAUGUUCAUUUUGUGUGUGGAGGUCCUCCAUGUCAAGGGAUUAGUGGCUUUAACCGUUUCAGAAACAACGAGGCACCACUUGACGAUAAAAAGAAUCAGCAGUUGUUGGUGUAUAUGGACAUUAUCGACUAUUUGAAGCCAAAUUAUGUGCUCAUGGAAAAUGUUGUCGAUCUCUUAAAGUUUUCAAAGGGAUUUUGUGCACGUUAUGCUGUUGCUCGUCUAGUUGCGAUGAACUAUCAGACAAGAUUAGGUAUGAUGACUGCGGGUUCUUACGGUGUUCCUCAAAUCAGAAAUAGAGUAUUCCUAUGGGGGGCACAACCAACAGAGAAACUGCCACCUUACCCUUUUCCCACUCACGAGACUCUCGCCAAAAGCUUAAUCCCUACGGAAUUUGAGGAAAUACAAGUUGGACAUAGCCAAAAGAAUCUUCUUCAGUUAGAGAAGGCUCUAACUCUUGCAGAUGCGAUAAGCGAUCUCCCACCAGCGACAAAUUCUGAGGAAAACGAUGAAAGGAAAUAUGAUACAAGACCUCAAACAAACUUUCAGAAGUUCAUACGUCUUUCCAGAGCUGAGUCGAUAAUCCCCCUGGAUGGUGGAUCAAAGUCAAGAAUGUUGUAUGAUCACCAACCACUUGAGCUAAAUGAAGACGACCUUGAACGGGUUUGCCAAAUUAUAAAGAAGAAGGGUGCCAACUUCAGAGAUUUACCUGGUGUUAUAGUUGAUGAAGACAACAAAGUGAAAUUUGACCCUUCUGUAGAACGACCAAAACUGAAAUCUGGAAAAUUUCUGGUUCCUGAUUAUGCAAUGUCAUUUGUCAAUGGAAAAUCGAAAAAGCCAUUUGGUCGUCUGUGGUGGGACGAGAUUAUUCAUACAGUUGUGACAAGAGCAGAACCUCACAACCAGACUGUAAUCCAUCCGUUGCAAGAUCGUGUAUUAACCGUCCGUGAGAACGCCAGAAUACAAGGUUUUCCUGAUUUUUAUAAGCUAUGUGGCCCAAUAAAGGAGAAAUACAUCCAGGUUGGGAAUGCGGUCGCUGUCCCUGUAGGGGUUGCGUUAGGAUAUGCUUUUGGGGUGGCAAGUCAAGGGAUGUCCGAUAAUCAGCCUGUAAUAAAACUCCCCUUCAAGUAUCCUCAAUGUAUGGAAGGAAAAGAUGAGGAGCACUCUGCUUGA
Molecule: messenger RNA, 2154 nt
Organism: Eruca vesicaria subsp. sativa (arugula)
Lineage: Eukaryota; Viridiplantae; Streptophyta; Magnoliopsida; Brassicales; Brassicaceae
Source: the annotation of a GenBank genome assembly